This is a messenger RNA of Plasmodium knowlesi strain H, 504 nucleotides long. Its product is annotated as mitochondrial import inner membrane translocase subunit TIM23, putative. Bases 1 to 504 code for a protein of 167 amino acids. Gene Ontology annotation, molecular function: transmembrane protein transporter activity. NCBI's taxonomy places the organism in Eukaryota, Apicomplexa, Aconoidasida, Haemosporida, Plasmodiidae. Gene Ontology annotation, cellular component: TIM23 mitochondrial import inner membrane translocase complex; mitochondrial inner membrane. Gene Ontology annotation, biological process: protein import into mitochondrial matrix. The record is from RefSeq and is a predicted model, not a curated record. The transcript is spliced from 2 exons.
AUGGGAGAUUAUUUAAAAACGGGAUCGGUCAACUAUGAUUUAGAAAUAUUAAAAAAGAAACCCGAAAAGAAGUUAUCGCUUGACAAGCAAAAUUUGUAUCUGCAAGGAUAUGGUAGACAGUGGGGUGAGAAACUGGUCUACAGUGUUGGAUUGGCCUACGGUACAGGCCUUCUUCUAGGUGGGGGUUGCGGGUUAAUCAGUGGAGUGUUGAAGGGAGGGAAAACGAGGAAGCUCUUUGUGAACUCCGUUUUGAAUUCCACUUCAGUGAUAGGGCCGAGCGUCGCCAACCAAAUGGCCUCAAUAACCAUGAUUUUCUACGCCCUAAAUAAUAUGGUAAAAUUAUUCACAAAGAAUGAUGAAGUGUACAAUUCUUCCAUAGCAGGAUUCCUCGCGGGAAGCAUAUAUAAAAGUGCUUCCAGUUAUAAAAUGAUGGGUGCUUAUUCUGUGAUGUCGUCUGCUGUUUUUUCGUUUAUUGAUUAUGGCUUUAAAAGAGGCUACAUUUAG